AUGGAAAAGGAAAAGCCAUUUAAAUUGUUUGUACCGCCAAGACUAAGUAGCAGUCAAGUGUCAGCAGUUAAACCUCAGAGUAUAGGAGGAGACACUAAUUUUUUCAAGGAUUUUAACAAGAGUGUUGAAGAUGAUUUUGGUUUGCCUUUUGGAAUAACUAACCCAUCUAAACGUAGUGAAAACAUUGAUUCAGAUCCAGUUCUGCAGAAAGUUAAUUUUUUGCCCAUGAUUGAAAAGACUUCAGAGCCAAUCAGCACACUUUAUUCAAAACUGUAUAAGGAGGCUGAAAAGAUUAAGAAAUGGAAGGUGAAUGUAGAAUUUGAACUGAACCAAAAGGAGAAAAAGUUACAGGAAAAUAGAAAGAUUAUUGAAGCACAGCGAAAAGCUAUUCAGGAGUUGCAGUUUGAAAAUGAGAAAGUAAGUUUGAAAUUAGAAGAUGGAAUUCAAGAAAAUAAAGAACUACUAAAAGAGAACAAUGCCACAAGACAUUUGUGUAAUCUACUCAAAGAAACCUGCGCCAGGUCAGCAGAAAAGUCAAAGAAAUAUGAGUAUGAAAGGGAAGAAACUAGACAACUAUAUUCAAAUCUAAAUAAUAAUAUUGAGAAAAUGGUACAAGCUUUUGAAGAACUUCGAGUAGGAGCUGAAAGUCGCAGACAAGAAAUGCAUUUUAAGUUAAAGGAAGCAUGUGAAAAAAUUCAACAACUUGAAAAAGAACACCUAAAAGAAGUCCAUGAUAAGGAAAAGAAGGUAUCACUAUUAUUGAUGCAGAAUGAUGAGAAAGAAAUGAAAAUUAAAGAAUUAAAAUCUCUGCUACAAGAAUACAGUGAUAAAGUUAAUCAAUUUCAAGAAAAAAUGAAAUGGCAAAAUGAAAACUUAAAAGAAUCCAAAGACCAACAGGAUCAUUUGAUGUCAGAAUUAGAAGAAAUUAAAAUGUCUCUGCAAAAAAGUGAGAGUUCUCAAAAGAUAUUAGAGGAAGAAUUACAGACUGCUGGCAAAACAAUAAUUCAGCUUACGAGAGAAAAAGAAGCUCAAAUGGAAGAAAUGAGUGAAGCUAAGGUUACACAUUCAUCAGUCGUUGCUGAAUUUACAACUACUAUUUCCAACUUGAAGGAACUGUUGAGAAGAGAACAGCACAGAUUGGAGCAAAAUGAAGAACAGCUGAAAACUCUUACCUUGGAGCUACAGAAGAAAUCAAGUGAACUGGAAGACAUGAAACUAUGUGAAAAGGACAAAGAAAUACAACUUGAAGAAUUAAAAAGAACCUUGGAGGUAAAUCAAAGACUUUUAAAUGAAAAUAAACAUUUAGAGAUGAUUACUGAAAAACUGAAGGCAACAGAAAUAGAGCUAAAUGGGACUCUUCAAGUCAGAGAGAAAGAAGUACAUGAUUUGGAAGCAAAAUUUAACGAAGCUGCUGCAAAUGAACAAAAUUACUCACAGCAGAUUGCCAAAUUUAAAAUUGAGCUUGAACAGGAGAGGCUAAAAAAUAGUGAAUUAACUGCAAAUUUCAACAAGCUGUCACUGGAAAACAAACAGAUGGCACAAGAAAGAAUGAUUACAGCCUUAGAAUCCAAGAAACUGCAAAAAGAUAUUAAUGAUAACAAAAAGCAAGAAGAAAAAAUGAUGAAGCAAAUUGAAAAUCUAGAAGAAACAAAAAACCUAUUGAGGAAUGAAGUGGAUGCUGUAAAAGAGCAGUUAAAACAAAAAAGUGAAGAAGUUGAAAGUAAAUUGAACGAGAGUGAAGAAAAUUUUAGCAAUUUAAAAAAACAGAUGGAAAAUAAAAACAAAUCCUUUGAAGAACUACAGCAAGAGAAUAAAGCCUUAAAAAAGAAAAGUAUGGCAGAGAACAAACAGUUGAGUACCUAUGAGAUAAAGGUGAAUAAAUUAGAGUCAGAGCUAGGUGAUGCUAACAAAAAUUUUGAGGAAAUGACUGACAACUACCAAAAAGAAAUUGCUAACAAAAAGAUAUCAGAAGAAAAUCUUUUGGGAGAGGUUGAAAAAGCAAAGGUGAUAGCAGAUGAAGCUGUUAAACUACAAAAAGAAAUUGAUAUAAGAUGUCAGCAUAAAAUUGCUGAAAUGGUAGCACUUAUGGAAAAACAUAAGGAUCAAUAUGAUAAAAUAGUUGAAGAGAGAGAUACAGAAUUAGGACUGUAUAAGAGCAAAGAGCAAGAGCAGUCACUGAAGAAAACAUCUUUGGAAAUCGAGGUAUCUAACCUCAAAAGCCAACUUUCAUCUGUUGAGACUCAGCUUAAAAUAGAAACUGAGGAGAAAGAAAAACUUUUACGAGAAGCAAAAGAGAAUAUGGCCUUGCUCAAAGAGAAAAAGGAUAAGAAAAUACAAACGUCUGUUUUGGCAACUCCUGAAACCAGCAAGUGGAAAUUUGAUUCUAAAAUAGAUGCUUCAAAAAGUGAAUCAUUAAAUUUCGUAUCAGUUGAUCAUGUCCAAUCAAAAAAAAGAGAAGAAUCCUUUUGGACCCCUGCCAAAAAAUCCUUAUCUACACCAUCAUUAAAGGCAUAUACUGUGAAGACACCAACAAAAUUGAAAAUACUGCAGAGUGAAAAGAAGAAUCCAUGCAAGGAAGGAACAGUUAGAAAAAGAAAAAUACUAUUUGAUUUUGAUACAAAUUCAGAUAGUUCAGAUCACAAUGACCUUUUGAGCAUGGUUUCAGAUGAAGACACAUUACAAAAACUAUAUGAAGGUUAUCCUCAAGCUUCUUAUCAAAGUGUCACAACACCAAAGAAGAAUCAUAGACCUUUAUCUUUAACAACUCCAGGAUCAGCAUUGAAAUUUGCAGCUAUGAGAAAAAUGCGACAAGAUGGCUGGGCUGCAGUUUCUAAAAUGGACAGGAAAAAAAAAAUGAAGGAAGCAGAAAAGCUAUUUACUUAA
Messenger RNA from Vombatus ursinus (common wombat), 2883 nucleotides. RefSeq names its product synaptonemal complex protein 1 (gene SYCP1). The record is from RefSeq and is a predicted model, not a curated record. NCBI's taxonomy places the organism in Eukaryota, Metazoa, Chordata, Mammalia, Diprotodontia, Vombatidae. The transcript has 30 exons. Gene Ontology annotation, biological process: synaptonemal complex assembly; meiotic DNA repair synthesis; chiasma assembly. Gene Ontology annotation, molecular function: double-stranded DNA binding. The coding region runs from base 1 to 2883 and encodes 960 amino acids. Gene Ontology annotation, cellular component: transverse filament; male germ cell nucleus; central element.